AUGGCUUCGCGCCUCGCGUGGGGGGUCCUUUGCGCCUGCGCGCUCGCCGAGGACGCGCGGCCGCCGCCGGACGACCCGUCGCGGCGGCGGCCCGACCGCAACGGCGCCUGCGCCGCCCCGGGCACCUGCACGCCGCCCGCGGGCUACGCCCACGCGCGCGUCGCGCCCGUGUCGCCGCGGCGCCAGUGGGUCGACGCCGAGGGCGUCUUCGGCGGCGCGUCGGCGAUCCAGGCCAUCGCGCUCUCCUACGGCGUCUACGUGUCCCAGGGCGUCGCGCGGCGGGCCGCGGCCGACGGCGGCGGCCACGGGAGCCCCAAACUCGGCUACGAGAUCCUGCACACGAACGUCGCGGGCGCGCUCGACAAGUUAAGGUUUCAAUACGAGGUGUAUGAUGGUCCUACCUACCCCCAGUGGCGGUCCUACCUCCUCUGGCUCAAGCGGCGCCUCGCCGCCGGCGCGCCCGUGCUGUGGUUCCCGAUGCGCGCGGGCGGCGAGCACGACGCCUACGGCCUCGCGAACGCGACCUACGACGUCGUCCAGCCCGUUUUCGGUAUCUAUUCCCAGUACCCCCUGGCCGACGCGUCGGAGGUCUUCGACGACGACGUGCUCGCGCACGGCUCGGGCAAGGGCAGGACAAGAGAGCGAAAUUCCCAACUUCAAAGGCUCCUUUCUCGGCCGUUUUCCACUCGCUCGGGCAAGGCGCCCGACGGGUCCGCGAACCUCGGCUACUACCGCCGCUUCGACACGCUCGUGGACACCCUCUACCUGCGGGGCAACUGCUCCAAAGCCGACGACAAGCGCGGCGAGGCCUACCCCUGCCUCGACGUCGCCUACGACUUCGGCGUGGCGAUCUCGGGCAACGCCGCGGGCCCGUCGCUGCCCGUGUCCCUCGCGCUGGACAAGGACUACGAGCCGGACACGGACGUCGGCGACGUCGCGGCGCUGGAGCUCAGCGCGACGGUGACCGUGCGCGACGUGCGCCUCAACGGCCGCUACGUCCUCUUCCGCUUCGACAAGGGCAACUCCGCGGUGCCGUCGCAGUCGAAGGACUACUUCGACGCCGCGGACUGGGCGCUGUCCUUCGCCGUCGCGGGGCCCAACGGCACGAACGCGACGGUGGCCUACGCGUGGGAGGAUCCCCACAAGAUCCUCUCGAACACGACCGUCGCCUACCGCUGCGUACCGGACACCCGGAAGCACGCCGCGCCGGGCCUCGCGCGGCUCUGA
Aureococcus anophagefferens is the source of this 1227-nucleotide messenger RNA. RefSeq lists its product as hypothetical. Lineage: Eukaryota; Pelagophyceae; Pelagomonadales; Pelagomonadaceae. Bases 1 to 1227 code for a protein of 408 amino acids. The record is from RefSeq and is a predicted model, not a curated record. The transcript is spliced from 2 exons.